This is a messenger RNA of Bombus huntii, 2783 nucleotides long. Its product is annotated as katanin p60 ATPase-containing subunit A-like 2. The record is from RefSeq and is a predicted model, not a curated record. Gene Ontology annotation, molecular function: ATP binding; ATP hydrolysis activity. Lineage: Eukaryota; Metazoa; Arthropoda; Insecta; Hymenoptera; Apidae. The coding region runs from base 1393 to 2742 and encodes 449 amino acids. The transcript is spliced from 6 exons.
CUUCCUGCCUCGAAGUACCGAACGCAAUUAACCGUCCGCCCAGGAUGGAACCGUUCGGAACUUUUGUAAGUCACUGCACGGCCGCUGCUUAUGGUGGAAAUGUAAUAGAUAUAAGUACAGAGCUCGUGAGCGAACUAAAAACGCGAUAGAGAAGUAGAGAGAGGAUGUUCCGUCCUUGUCUAAUGACGCGCACUUGUACAGGAAAUAUGUAACAGCGGUAUACGAGCAGCGUCAGUGUCCACUAGUGUGCAUGCCUGAUUAAACAAGGACAGGAAGUAUCUAUACAUGGUGUUCUCUUUCUAUUUCCAUGUUGCAUCCAUCUUACUAUACAGUACACACACUCAGCUAUUCUAUCAUUAUAUUUGUGCGUUGCUUAUGUGUGAACCAAACAUUUCCAUGACAACAAAUCGUUUGUCUCUUGUUUGAUGCUCGGUUUUCAACAGAGUUGAAAGAAUUUUUUAAGAGAAACGCAAUGGACGGGUUGUUUUUAAAGCAAUAAACGGAAAUUCUCGUAUGCAUUGAGAAACGAUAGGCGAUUUGAAAGUGUCACUAUGAACGGUGAUUUAUCGAUGCAAGGUAGUAUGAAUAAGAUAUUUUAUAAUCUGCGAAAAAAGGUAAGGAAUAUUCUAGAUUUUAGAUUUUAGAAUUUCCACGUCACAGACGAGUGUGUUUUGUUAUUUGAUUUGUAAUAUUGCUGCAGUUCUCUUAAUAGCUGUUCGUUUCAUGCGAUACUCGCACAUAGUAUCUAUGACUUUUGCUUCUAACAAUUUUUAUAAUUAGGCUGUAUCAAAUAUUUUUAACGUUCGUGUUUCAUGAAAAAUCAUGUGUAACUCGUUGAAUUCGCAAAUGUAACAAAAAAUUACAUGAAAAACCUUAUAUUAUUGUAAUGAAAAAAUAAUUAUAUUAGGAGGAGAGUCGUAUUUCGGAACGUCAUCGGAACAUAUUACACCUUGUAUGUGAUUAUUUGGAACACAAUGGGUGAGUAUAUUAUAAUUAAAAUAUAUUCCUAGUUCCAAUUCUUUUGAAUAGUGUCAGUGACCAAUCGAAAUAGAAAUCAGUGGACAUCAUGGAGAGAGAAGGCGAAACCAAAUUUGAAAAUUCGACAUCGGUAAUUCAGUAGUUAAGAAUAACUCAAUCGAUUAUGUAGAUUAACUAGUUAUAAACAAAUAUAUGAAGUAUAAAUUCAAAUUAUUCUUAUCCAUCUAAAAAUUGGAAAUUAAAAAGCAGAAGACAAGAAAUUAUCUUCGAGGAUUUAUAUAGUAAAUACAUUCUUUUGCCUGUCUUACCUAGAGAUAAAACAGUUGUUUGAUGGUUAUCUUAUAGUGUUCAGUCAUUGCGAAAAAUAUUUUUAAUUAGUUAAAAACUAUAAUUAAUUAAAAACUACAUUUUUUUAUGUAUAUAGACGUUAGCGAUGUAUUAUUCCGGGAAGCUCGUCUAUCUCCCGAACAUCGGGUUUGCGACAACAUCGAUUUGGAAAUUAUCGUUGCAGAGUAUGAAAAUUAUUACAAGAUGAAAUUUCAAAAAUAUCCCAUAUUGUGUAAGAAAAUAACUGGAAGGGAAAUGACGAGGGAAGUGACAAAUGCAAGCAAAACUGUUUGUAGAAGUAUUGAGACAAAAGCCAAAUCUGUUAGUAAACAAGCGAGAAGUGAGCCUGUGAAAGAGACGAAUCUACAGCAGAAGAUAACUGAUGACAAUACGAAUCAUAUUAAUCUCGCAAUGACAGUGACGUCAAUAUUCCCCAAUGAGAAUGAUGGACGUUCAUCAGAAGAGCUAUUUAACGUCCCAAUGGAACAAUCCAUGCAAUCGAAGAUAUUGAAAUGCGUUGAAAAGCUUUAUUCAGAUAAUCCGGAAUUACGAAAGAUUGCUGAGGACAUCUCAUGCGAGAUCAUAGUAAACAAAUUAAAUGUACAUUGGGAUGACGUUAUAGGCCUAGAGGAAUGUAAAACCGCUGUUAAGGAGGCCGUUGUGUAUCCCCUUAAGUAUCCUAUCUUUUUUGAUGGCCCGUUUUCCCCCUGGAAAGGUAUUUUGCUGUACGGCCCACCUGGUACAGGGAAAACGAAGUUAGCGAAGGCAGUCGCGACAGAAUGCCAUUGCACCUUUUUUAACAUAACUGCCAGCUCAUUGGUCAGCAAAUGGAGAGGCGAUUCCGAGAAGUAUAUACGUGUAAGUUGCUUUGUCUAUGUUUUAUUUGAACUUGCCUAUAGUCAUUCGCCUACAAUUAUUUUUAUCGACGAGAUUGGCUGGAUCGCCACAAAUAAAGGAGACUGUAUAUUGUCUGAACCUGCAAAGAGAUUCAGAUCAGAACUUCUUUCUAGAUUGGAUGGAUUAGUGUCUAAUGAGAAUUCUAAUGUAGUUCUUCUGGCUACAACUAAUUCCCCUUGGGGCAUUGAUGCAGCUUUACUCAGGCGUCUCGAAAAGCAAAUAUACGUAUCAUUACCCAAUGAAGUUGCUCGACUUGGUAUAUUCAAAUUAUACCUUAGCAACCACUUAUUAGAAAAUACAGAUAUUGUAAACCACAUAGUAAAAUGUACUGAAAGAUAUUCUUGUGCAGAUAUAAAAUUGCUUUGUAAGCAAGCGUGGCUACUAGAAAUAAGCCCGAUAUGGAGGAGACUUGAAAAGAAAGAAACACCUGUUACCACUUUGAAAUAUGAAUUAAAAAGUUAUGAAAUAUUAGCAAAAUUGUUAAAAAAAAUGUCACCUACAGUUAUGCAAAUAGAUAAAUAUGAUACGCGGAACAAAUAAAUACGCAAUCGUAAUGACAGAUAUUGAAAAAUAUAAAUAAA